Messenger RNA from Triticum dicoccoides, 861 nucleotides. RefSeq lists its product as uncharacterized. Bases 110 to 739 code for a protein of 209 amino acids. Lineage: Eukaryota; Viridiplantae; Streptophyta; Magnoliopsida; Poales; Poaceae. The record is from RefSeq and is a predicted model, not a curated record. The transcript is spliced from 5 exons.
CUCUGCAGAAGAAAGCAACACAAGCAGGUUGCCACAAGUUAUGUUCCGUAGGAACCCAUAAAGAGUAGCUUCGACGUCGAAGAAACCUUCUUCCUUCAGAUCUCACGCCAUGGCGGUCCUCAUAUCCUCCGUUGCCUCCAAAGCCUUGGCGCUCUACACUCCGGGGAUUUCUCGGCAUCGAAGGAGCACAGUUUCAUUUGCAUCGGCUCAUCGCCCGCGGAUCCUUGCCAUGAACUUCUGGGGCGCCAACCAUAACCUGCCGAUCAGGAGAGCAACACAAAUCCCUGCAGCUGUUCCAGGCCCAGAAAGUUUGCCAAGAGUAAAUCUCCCUAUGUCCAACAUGCCUUCAUGGAUGACCUUGGUCGUCGGUGCAGUCCUUGUUGCGAUACCUAUUUACAGAAAGAUAAGAGCAUUGGAAGAUAAGGUGGAGAAGACGGCAGAGGUGGCGGUCGAGGUAAUGGACACGGUGGCCGAAGCUGCCGAGAAAGUCGCCGGCGAGGUGGCCGAGGCGUUCCCCGAAAAUGAAGGCCUCAAGGAGGCAGCGUCCAGGAUCAAGACCGUCGCCGAUGCGAUCGAGGAGGAUGCCGAGUUAGCCGAGGCCCUAAUCCAUAAGGUUGAUGAGUUAACGAAAGAGGUGGAUUCCGUGGUCGGUCCUAUCAUCGACGUGGUCAUGAAGGAGAGUGGAGAAAGAGGAGUCGUAGAUGAAGAACCCAAGAGUAAAGAAUCGGACAACAUAUAAGAAAACAUGUCUUACCGGCAAACAAAUAUAACUAGUCGUCAACCGUGCAUCCGCAUGGGUGUAUAUAACUAUAUAUACAAUGUCGAUAAAUAACCAGUAACAGCUCAAGUUCAUCAUUAUCA